AUGGGCUCUCAGUUCGACUUCUCUAAGCUCGGCCCGUUGGUUAUGGGCGGUGCCGGCUUCAGCUACCAACUGCACAAGGAUCCGGAGUCGCUGCCCUUACGGCAGAUCCUGCUGCGUGCCUUUGAGCUCGGCCUGCGCACCAUCGACACAUCGCCGUACUACGAACCGUCGGAGCAAUUGAUGGGUGCAGCACUCUCCUCGCCCGAAAUCACCUCGCGGUACCAACGGAACGACUACAUCCUCAUGACCAAGGCGGGUCGCAUCAAGGAGGACCAUUUUGACUACUCGCCGGCGUGGCUUAAAAAGUCUGUAGCACGGUCGUUAGAACGCUUCCAGACGACAUACCUGGACGUGGUGUUCUGCCAUGACGUGGAGUUUGUCACGCUUGAGGAGGCCGUCACCGCCGUCGGCACACUAUUCGCAUUCAAAGAGGCUGGCGCAAUCAAGGCUAUAGGCAUCUCUGGAUACCGCAUCGACAUACUCGCCCAGGUUGCACAGCUCGUGAGAGAGCGGUUCGGACAACCUGUUGACAUUGUCCAGAACUGGGCGCAGCUCACCCUUCAGAACACUCGGCUGGAGCUGGGCGGAUUUGAAGCCUUCCGGGAAGCUGGAGUGAAGGCUGUGGUAUGCUCGAGUCCGCUUGCCGUUGGCUUGCUCCGGUACGGAGGGAUCCCAACGGGUCGGACGGGUGACUGGCACCCGUCGCCCCAAGGGAUGCGGCUUGCAGCGCAACAGGCUGCUGAGUGGGUGCACGGGCAGGGCCAGGUCAUGUCCCGCCUCGCAAUGCGGUUCGCUAUCGGCAAGGCUAUACAGAAUUCGAGCCCUGACUUUACGAUCACGACUGCCUCAGGUAUCAGCACUAUGUCUGAUCUAGAGGACAACGUGGAGGCGGCAAAGAGCAUUUUGAGGAGCUCUGGAAGUUCGUCUGCCAAUGAAGGAUCGUUGGCUCGCCUAAAUACAGUCAACGAGGAAGAGCUAGCAAAGGACCAACCGUACUACAAGCAGGUCAGGGACAUUUUAAACAACUGGGUGGAUUAUGACUUUGCUGAGCCAAAGCCCAAGGACGAGAAGGAUUGCAUCGAAGCUGUGCAGGAGCAGACCAUCAAUGCAAGGAUAUGA
Molecule: messenger RNA, 1119 nt
Organism: Thyridium curvatum
Lineage: Eukaryota; Fungi; Ascomycota; Sordariomycetes; Thyridiales; Thyridiaceae
Exons: 1
Coding region: 1-1119 (372 amino acids)
Biological process (GO): dehydro-D-arabinono-1,4-lactone biosynthetic process
Cellular component (GO): cytosol
Molecular function (GO): D-arabinose 1-dehydrogenase [NAD(P)+] activity
Source: RefSeq, a predicted model, not a curated record